AGAGGGGGUGGGUGGCUCGGUCUCACGGAGGGGGUGGGUGGCUCGGUCUUGAAAGUAACAGUUGGUUAUGGAGAGAAUGACUGAUCUAGCACCCCACAGUCCGUUUACCACUGCUUUAAGGAAUUUCGACAAUAAUCUUUGUGAGAAUGAAAAAGGGAUAGAAAUCAGAGUUUAUAGAGAUGGGAAGUCACUGAAUUCUUCGCAACUAGAAAGGGAUUAUCAAAAUUGGAUUCUUCAGAUGCACAUGAAGUAUGAUGAAGAAGUUGAUCACGGUGAAGAUGAACCUAUACUUGCUCUUAUGCCGAGCCCUGCAAAAGGAAAGACGAUUGGCAUGUCAUGUGAUAGUAUGAAUGAAAAAGGGAAAGCUUUUGGUUUUCUGAACUUGAUAGGAAAAAAAAUUGAAAGGGUUCACCAAGUUUUUAAAAGGAAUGGAAUAACAUGGAAAGCUGGUCAAAAGAUAAAACUUUUGAAGGCAGCAUGUGCUGGUGUUUAUAAAAAUAAUGUCUAUGCAACUAUAGAAUAUUUUGUACUUGGAGGUUUCCAAGGAGAUCCAGGUGGAGAAGCUCAGAUUAUUUGCAGGCCACUUGGUACAUCAGAUAAGGAUGGGUGCGUUCUUUCUGAAGUUGAUGGGAUGAUGAGAUUUAAUAUUAAAAGCUCCAUGUCUAUACCUAUAAAUGUGAUUGAUUCCAAAAAGUGCUUACUGGUUGAAAGUACUGAAUGGAAAAACCAGAUGGAUAAGCGGCUUCAGAAAUAUCCAUCUACAAUUGACUUGCUAAGCCCAAAAGAAGGUGAAGAAUUAGAGGUUGGGGUAGAGGUUAGAGUUUUUAUAUUCAUUUAUUGAAGAAACAA
Molecule: messenger RNA, 849 nt
Organism: Humulus lupulus (European hop)
Lineage: Eukaryota; Viridiplantae; Streptophyta; Magnoliopsida; Rosales; Cannabaceae
Product: structural maintenance of chromosomes flexible hinge domain-containing protein GMI1-like
Exons: 7
Coding region: 68-841 (257 amino acids)
Source: RefSeq, a predicted model, not a curated record